AUGCCAACUAGUCCACGUGACCUCUCGCCAUUCAAGGGAAAGCCCCUCUGGGAACCCGACGACGAUGAAUGGGCCGAGUUGGACGCCAGCCACAUCUCCUCCACUUUCAAAGCGACCUUCAAAGACCCCAGCCAAAACAGUCCGCAAAAGCCGACCAACACCAGCACUCUCUCCCGCUUCAGCGCCACACUGACUUCUUUCCUUCCCUCCUCUCCCACAAAACGCGCUUCCGACGCGCUUCUCCGCGAAGAAGAAGCCCUGCGAGACAGACUGGAAGAACUGCAAAACACAUACUACUCCAAUCCUGCCGGCGACAUCUGCGACAAAGUCAUGACCUCUGUCUUCCUGCCCGGCUCUCACUACUUCCACUACGACCAGAGCAGAGAUUCCGUCCGCGCUCCCCACGUCAUCGAUCUAGAAGCGUAUUUCACAACCCAAGACCCGCUGGUCGGAGCCGCGUACCCGCGUCUCAGCGACGCCAUCGCCACGAUCCUCAGUCACACAAACAAGGAGUGCGUAGAAGCGUUCCUAGACCCGCGGGUGGAGGAGUUCGUGUACAGAAGGGAAGUAGAGAGGAACAAAGCAGGGAGUAUCUUCGUGAUUAGGAGGAAGGGAAAUGCCGUCAUCGCAGGCUCCUACCGCAACCUAGGCUUCACCCUCUCCUGGACCCUCUACGUCAAAGCCAUGAUCGGCGCAACAGGCCUAUGGUACGACACUUAUGCUUCACCCGUAGCAGGCUCGACUCCGAUCGUCGAUGGCGUACCGGCUUGGGAUACUUUUAUACCUAUUGGCACCGAAGACCCAUGCUUACAACUAUCAUCCGACCCUGCUCAGCCCAUUACGUCAGCCCGCAAGAUUGUCUUAGCCAGUCCUGGUCCUCAGAAAAAAAAGGUAGAAGAAGAAGACGAGAUCAGUCCUACGAAUGAGAAGUACGUGUUGUAUCAGAGUAGGACGCUUGCGAGGUAUCUACUGAGGGAUAUUUGGGUUAGGCUUGAGGGGCGGUAUGAAUGUAAGGCUACGUGGGAGGUUGAUGGGGUGGGGAGAGAGGUUAGGCUGAGGAGGGCGUUGGUGGGGUUUGGGGAUGAAGAUGAUGAUGAGUAG
This is a messenger RNA of Alternaria viburni, 1101 nucleotides long. RefSeq lists its product as uncharacterized. NCBI's taxonomy places the organism in Eukaryota, Fungi, Ascomycota, Dothideomycetes, Pleosporales, Pleosporaceae. The record is from RefSeq and is a predicted model, not a curated record. The transcript is spliced from 2 exons. Bases 1 to 1101 code for a protein of 366 amino acids.